Molecule: messenger RNA, 792 nt
Organism: Brassica rapa (field mustard)
Lineage: Eukaryota; Viridiplantae; Streptophyta; Magnoliopsida; Brassicales; Brassicaceae
Gene: EXPA3
Product: expansin-A3
Biological process (GO): plant-type cell wall organization
Cellular component (GO): extracellular region
Source: RefSeq, marked provisional
AUGGCGGCGACUGCGUUUGGAAUCCGCUUCAUGUGGUUAGCUGUUACGGCUUCCUUAAUGUUAACCGUUACAAACGCAAAAAUUCCUGGCGUUUAUACCGGUGGACCGUGGCAGAACGCACACGCCACCUUCUACGGGGGCAGUGACGCUUCCGGCACCAUGGGCGGUGCGUGUGGGUACGGGAACUUAUACAGCCAAGGAUACGGUGUGAACACGGCGGCUCUGAGCACUGCCCUGUUCAACAACGGUUUCAGCUGUGGCGCUUGCUUCGAGCUUAAGUGUACUGACGACCCGAGAUGGUGUGUCCCCGGGAAUCCCUCGAUUCUCGUGACGGCGACGAACUUUUGUCCACCGAAUUUCGCUCAGCCUAGUGACGACGGAGGAUGGUGCAAUCCGCCGCGAGAGCACUUCGAUCUCGCCAUGCCGAUGUUCCUCAAGAUUGGUCUGUACCGAGCCGGCAUUGUCCCCGUCUCCUAUCGCAGGGUACCUUGUCGGAAGCUAGGAGGGAUAAGAUUCACUAUUAACGGUUUCAGAUACUUCAACCUCGUUUUAGUAACCAACGUCGCUGGUGCCGGAGAUAUUAAUGGAGUGAGCGUGAAGGGAUCGAAGACGGAUUGGGUGAGGAUGAGUAGGAACUGGGGACAGAACUGGCAGUCCAACGCUGUCCUCAUUGGCCAAGCUCUUUCUUUCAGAGUCACCGCCUCUGAUCGCCGUUCGUCCACCUCAUGGAACGUUGCUCCUCCCUCGUGGCAGUUUGGUCAGACCUUCUCCGGCAAAAACUUCCGAGUCUGA